ACCAAAUCUCCUAUUGGCCCAUUUGACAGGCUGAAGGGUUCCAAAGUCGGUAUGGGCUCCAGAGUGGGCUCCAACAUGACUCUGUACCACAGCGACGACUUCACAAAGGCUUACCCAGCGGGUGGAGUCACCUUGCCGGUGGGUUCAGUGCUGCACGUGGGCGUGUCCGUAGAGGAGUCCGAGACGGAGCGUUUCGUGGUCGUUCUGGAGGACUGCUAUGCCACGCAAUCCCCCGAUCCUAAAGACAUCAUGCGAUACUACAUCAUUCAGAAAAAAUGUCCGACUGAAUUCCGUCAGGUGAGGGUGGAGGAGAGCGGCUCGUCUCUCAGGGCUCGCUUCUCUGCUCUGCUGUUCCUGUACCAGGGGGACUACCGGGACGUCUUCCUGCACUGCAGACUCAGCCUGUGUGACCAGAGGAGCUCCUCCUGCACUCCAGUGUGCGCCAAAAGGAAAUACCGCUCUGUCACCCCCUCUGUCCCCCUCGAACCCGUCACCAUCGGACCAAUCACCUGGUCCCAAAAUGAAGAUUGAACUUGUCCUGCUUCCUGUAUCCUAAACAAUGAAUCCAGUUAUCUAAAUAAUUUAUGUAAAGUUCAUAAACCUAUCUCACCUAUACAUCAUUUAUGUCCUAAACCAAGCCAUUUAAUAUCUUACAUACAUCCAGUUAUAAAUAAUGAUAUUUUAAGGAUAUUUUUGUAUUUCUAGAAUGAUUAGUAAAAUAUUUAUAUUUGAACCAACACAAAUUAAUUGUUGAACCUUUAACUAAGGCUUGAGUCCAGAAAGUGUAUGUGCUGGCCACUAAUGUUUGUAACGUGAAAAUACAUGGACAUCUAGUUGGGAUUAUAUCAACACAAACAUCUCCCUUUUCUAGUUUAAACUGCAGCUAUAAUAUCAUUUCAUCCUAUUGCUCUAAAAUGCUUUGUAUGUUCAGUAAUUUAAUAGUGUUAAUAAAAUAUAAAUGAUAAAUAUA
This is a messenger RNA of Oncorhynchus kisutch (coho salmon), 970 nucleotides long. Its product is annotated as pancreatic secretory granule membrane major glycoprotein GP2-like. The record is from RefSeq and is a predicted model, not a curated record. Bases 52 to 531 code for a protein of 159 amino acids. Lineage: Eukaryota; Metazoa; Chordata; Actinopteri; Salmoniformes; Salmonidae. The transcript has 4 exons.